Megalobrama amblycephala (Wuchang bream) is the source of this 984-nucleotide messenger RNA. Its product is annotated as CMRF35-like molecule 8. NCBI's taxonomy places the organism in Eukaryota, Metazoa, Chordata, Actinopteri, Cypriniformes, Xenocyprididae. The record is from RefSeq and is a predicted model, not a curated record. The transcript has 6 exons. Bases 115 to 768 code for a protein of 217 amino acids.
AAUAUAAGUUGCUGAUGCUGCACAUUGUUCACUCAGUACGGAAGAGAACGAGAGUCACGUUUGUCACACAGAGUUUGGUGUUUUAUUUUAGAGAAACUCUUGUCAAAGUUGAUCAUGUGGGACGUUCUGCUGCUCUUUUCCAGCAUCUGUACAGCUGUUGUUGUAGAAGCUCGAGUUACAGUUACAGGAUACAGAGGAGAGAGAGUUGAUAUCAGAUGCCCAUAUGAAUCUGGAUAUGAAUCAAAUCCAAAGUAUUUUUGUAGAGGCGAGUGUUUAUUGAUAACUAGCACCAUAGUUAAAACAGGAUCUCCAGCUCAAGACGAGAGAUUCUCUCUGAUUGACGACAAGAAGAAGAGAGUUUUCACCGUGACCAUCACUGAUCUGAGCACAGAGGAUGAAGGAAAAUACUGGUGUGUUGUGGAGAGGCCUUUAUCUCGUUAUUUGACUUUAACUGAUAUCUUCUCAGAGAUGUUUCUGAAGGUUAAACUGGAUAGAAAUGCCACUGAAGUUUCAACGAUCAGCUCAUUUUCAGUCAGGAGUGAAUCAGAAAUGAAUCCGUCCAGCAGAAUCACAGACCAUCAGAUCUCCUCAAUAGGUUCAGAUGGGAUUACUGUCACUGCAGAGGCUUUGGUUUUACUCCUGAUAGCAGUUCCACUUAUUAUAGAGUCUGUCUGCUGGAAGAGUUUAAUCCAGUGUUUUAUGAACAGAUCAAAGACGCUGAAUGUCACUGUGAUCCAGAGGACAGAGACACAGAAACAACUAAUAUAAUAUAAUAUAAUAUAAUAUAAACAUAUUAAAAACCAAGAGAACCAUCUCCAUCCUUCUGGUGGAUUAAUUAUAUAUUAUUUUACCAUGCUAAUAAAUCAUAAUCAAGCUUGUUUUGUCUGUUUUUUUUUAUUGUGAUUGUCAUUGUUGCUGCAGUUUUACAGUUGAUCCUGAUAUAUUUACAGCUGAUGUUUACAAAUAUGGAUCAUAUAAAUAUAA